Gadus chalcogrammus (walleye pollock) is the source of this 2353-nucleotide messenger RNA. Its product is annotated as prostaglandin E2 receptor EP1 subtype-like. The transcript has 4 exons. Gene Ontology annotation, biological process: adenylate cyclase-activating G protein-coupled receptor signaling pathway; positive regulation of cytosolic calcium ion concentration; inflammatory response. Gene Ontology annotation, molecular function: thromboxane receptor activity; prostaglandin E receptor activity. Lineage: Eukaryota; Metazoa; Chordata; Actinopteri; Gadiformes; Gadidae. The record is from RefSeq and is a predicted model, not a curated record. Gene Ontology annotation, cellular component: plasma membrane. The coding region runs from base 277 to 1395 and encodes 372 amino acids.
UUCGUGUUGUUUGCGUGAUGGUCGCUCUCUGCGGCCGCCCACUGGGACCUGAGGAGGAGAGGGGGGUCUUAUUACUGGACCGGGAGGAGGACAGACCACAUUAACUCUGUCAUCCUUCGACACGGAGAUGGAAGUCUGUUCACGGUGUGUGUGAGGUUUUGCUGGUUAUUUUAACAACUUGUUCCCGACAUGGCUGAAGACGAAUACAAAUGGAUUUAUUAUUGAACUUGAAGCUUACAAGUGACCUCUGACCCCCGGAGGCCCCAUGAGCUGGCCAUGCAGCGCUCCAACGCCUCCUCCCUCCUCUCCAACCUCAGCCUGGGGGCCCCCCCGACGCCGGACCCCGGACCCCGCUGGCACAAUGGCAGCGAGCAGGUGCCAACGGCGGCGGGGUUGUCCAUGACGCUGGGCAUCCUGUCCAACGUGGUGGCCCUGCUCAUCCUCGCCAAGGCCUACAACCGCUUCCGGCGCCGCUCCAAGGCUACCUUCCUGCUGCUGGCCAGCACACUGGUGGCCACCGACCUGGUGGGCCACGUCAUCCCGGGGGCGCUGGUGCUGCGGCUCUACCUGACGCCCUACCUGACUGGGUCCCGUCUUGGUCCGGAGGGCACCCCGGAGCCCCCCGACGCGGCCUGCCUGUUGCUGGGCGGCAGCAUGGUGUUCUUCGGCCUGUGCCCGCUGUUCCUGGGCAGCGCCAUGGCGGCCGAGCGCUGCCUGGGCGUCACGCGGCCGCUGCUCCACGCGCGGCUGGUCACCACCGCCCGCACCCAGCUGGGCGUGGCCCUCAUCUGGCUCGGGGCACUGGGAGUGGCCCUGCUGCCCGCGCUGCGCCUGGGGGCCUACAGCCCGCAGUUCCCCGGGACCUGGUGCUUCAUCCACGUGCUGGGGGCCGUGGGGGGCUCCGACGUGGCCCUGGUGGGGCUGUUCUCCGGCCUGGGGCUGGCCUCGCUCUCCGUCUCGCUGCUGUGCAACACGGUGAGCGGUGUGACGCUGGUCAGGGCCCGCCUCCGCCAGCGGAGCUGCUCUCAGCGCCGCUCCGCCAAGUCACAUGACAUCGAGAUGGUGGUGCAGCUGCUGGGCAUCAUGGUGACGUCCUGCAUCUGCUGGAGCCCCCUGCUGGUGUUCGGCCUGAUGUCAGUGAGCCGGUCGUGGCGGGGGGCCCUGGGCGCCGACAUCACGUACUACAGUGAGCUGAUGAGGGUGGGCGUCCGGUUGGCCACCUGGAACCAGAUCCUGGACCCCUGGGUCUACAUCCUGCUGCGGCGCGCCAUCCUGCGGCGCAUCUACCGCCUCACCAAGCGCCACGCCAGCUUCAGGGGCGGGGCCUUCCGCUCCUCGCGCUGGGAGGCCAGCUCCUUCGUCAGCUCCGAGAAGAGCACAGCCAAUAGGAUGUGAGGGGGGGGCGGGACCACGGUUCCUUCGUCAGCUCCAAGAAGAACAGGGCCAAUAGAAUCUGACUGGGGGCGGGACCCCAGCUCCAUCGUCAGCUCCGAGAAGAGCAAGGCCAAUAAGAUCUGAGGGGGGGCGGGACCACAGCUCCAUCGUCAGCACGGAGAAGAACAGAGCCAAUAGGAUCUGACCAGGGGGGGCGGGACCACAGCUCUGAGGCGGGGCGGGACCAGGGGGCUGGGGGCUGGAGAUUGGACGCAGCAUUCGUCACUUUAAACCAAACUGACUUUGGAACUUAGUUGAUUAGAGAAGUGGCAGCUUAUUCACAGUGUUGAACCAAAGGCACCAACCAGUGGUGUGGAUGUUUUAGCGCUGAGUUCGUCCAGGGUCUGAUGUUGGAGAACGAGGGGUGAUAAGAGUGAACUGUCGUAGGAACGCGAGCAGUCGGGAGAUGGCUGUGGGUUAGAGGGUUAUUUUUGACAGACUCAAACCAUCCAACAUCGGAUUUCGUAAAAAUAUGCAACAAAGCAAAAAAAAUGAAGAUUCUAUUGAUUGAAAAAAGCUAAUCCAAUGGCAUGAUGGGAGGUUUUCCAGGGAAUAGGCAGAUCUCAGUGUCCCGUCCAGUCUUAAAGCUAAUGUCUGGAGCUCAGUGCUUCGGAAGGAGAGGAGGUAUAUUAUAAGGGCUCUACUGGCCCUGCUCACCUGUAAAUAACCACACAAAGUGUACAGAGCUUACUGUGACAGUGUUGUGUGGGACUGGUCUACAGUGAUGUAUAUGUGAAGUGGAGGCACCAAACCGUGUAUUUCGUGGUAUUUAUUUUGAGUACCCAGUUGUAUGGGUACUCAUAAGAAGCUGUAGCUGUUGAAUGUAAUAUACUGAAUUAAAAUAUAUAUUAUAUGUUACUUUUUGGGUCUUUUCAUCCGUUUCAUCCGUUCCUGCUUGGCCAGUUGUAGACUCUCUGAA